Quercus lobata is the source of this 2369-nucleotide messenger RNA. RefSeq lists its product as uncharacterized. The record is from RefSeq and is a predicted model, not a curated record. NCBI's taxonomy places the organism in Eukaryota, Viridiplantae, Streptophyta, Magnoliopsida, Fagales, Fagaceae. Bases 33 to 1685 code for a protein of 550 amino acids. The transcript is spliced from 2 exons. Gene Ontology annotation, molecular function: zinc ion binding; nucleic acid binding.
GGCUCCACCCCUUAACCACUUUCUUUAUCUCUAUGGAAAACCAAUCAAUGUUGGUGGAAGCUUUAACAGAUAAAACAAAGAAACUCAGAUGUACGGGUAAAGCUGUGAAGUUAAAAGCUAGUGAAAAAGCUGUUGAAGAACUUUUCAAUACUGGCCUGGUAGGAAAGCUCCUAGCAGACAGAAACAUCAACAAAAAUGCAGUGAAGGCUAUUAUUCUGAAAGUUUGGAGGACCUCCAAGGGCGUGCAGAUUGUAGAUCUAAAGGAAAAUAUUUUUGUGUUCAAGUUUGCAUGUGAAGGUGAUAAAAAGAGGAUUUUAGAGCUGGGGCCUUGGAAUAUUGAAGGGUUUCCUCUUAUCCUCAAACAAUGGCACCAGAAUAUGUCAGUUGAUGAUUUGGAUUUUUCAAGUAUCCCUUUAUGGGUUCAAAUACACGGUCUCCCCAUUGAGUAUAUGUCGAAGGAAAAUGCUGAGGAGAUUGGUGCUCUAGUGGGAGAAGUGUUAGAGGUGGAUUUUACUGGUAGUGGGGGUGUGUGUAUGAGCAAAUUUUUAAGGGUGAAGGUUGAGCUUAAGGUGGAGGAUCCUCUGCUGAGUGGUUUUUUCCUGGACAGAAACACACAACCGAAUUUGUGGAUUCGGUUUAAAUAUGAAAGAAUAGCAGAAUUUUGUUUCAAAUGUGGAAGGUUGGGUCAUUUAAAAGCAAGGUGCAUUUGGGCAGAUGCAGAGGUGCAAUCAAAUUCCAAGGAACCAUUUGGAUUUGGGCCAUGGCUGAAGGCAGAAGCAGCUAGUAAUAGAGCUUCACGGUGGGUGGAGUUCAUAGCUGAUAAUAAUCAAGCUUGUGAAGAGGUAGAUGUGGGAAGGAAGGAGUCAGUUUCCCAGGAACAAGAAGAGAGUAGAGUUCACGCGCUGCAAGUUGGGGGAACCAAGGAAACUCAGGCAGUGAGUUCGAGGCACAAUCUGGCAAGUUCUGAAAUUGUGUCUGAUUCUGUCACUUCAAAAUACAUCUCUCUAAGCAAAGUUCCUAACUAUUCCACCCCAUCCCAACCAAAUACUCAAACAAAUAGCUCUGAAACCACAAAUUUAAUCCCACUUAACCCCAUGGAAACAGACUGUCCAGUUACAACAAAACCAGUCAUAUCAACUCAAUCAAUGCCCAGUACAAAUACUGAAAGCUCUAGAAUACAACGAGAAUCAUCCCCUUCCAAAGAAUAUCAACCUUUAUUGGCUGACCCGGGUCUUAGUGAUCCUUCUGUGCUUAUUGGGCUUUCUAAGGCCCAAAAUAAUGUGCUUUCAUGGACUGUAUAUUAUAAUGAAGGUGAGAAAUCAGCUCUUGAGUCAUCCAAGGCCCAAAGUAACAUGGAGAUAAGUCAAAUUGAGGUACUUAAUCGUGGGAAAAGGAAAUUGGAGGAAGAGGGGAGCCCAGUUAAUUUGAGAGCUCUUAAACUGACUAAAGUGGGAUCCGGCCUUCUCAAAUUAGAGCCACAGUCCAACGUUUUUAAUCAAAUAAGCCGAAACAAGUCCACGGGGAGGGCAAAGGUUCACAGAAAGAAGAAGAUUAAGGAUCUAGCCAGAGAACAUGCAGCUCUUGUGCCCUGUAAUUCUUCCCAAGAGAAGGAGAGCAGCGAUCAGUUAAACGGCCUUUUAAAUUUGAAGAGGUGUGGACCAAAGAUGAGUCUAGUUGGUUUGUAGUUGAGAAAGCUUGGAAUGUAAUUUAUCAAGGCUCCCCAUUGUUCAAAGUCUGCCAAAAGCUCAAAGAGGCGAAAAAAGAUUUUAGAAUUUGGAAUAGGGAGUGGUUCGGGAAUAUCCAGCAAAAUAUAAAGAAAUGUUGGGAGAAUCUGAGAUGUAUUCAAGGUGAAGAACCAACUCAAGAAAAUUUAAGCAAAGAAGCAGGCAUUAAUAUGGAGCUUCAAGAAUGGCUCCAAAGGGAGGAAACUUUAUGGAGGCAAAAGGCGAGAAUAAAGUGGCUGUCUGCAGCUGACCUGAAUACCAAAUUUUUCCAUCUCACCACCAUAAUCAGAAGGCGCAAGAAUGCAAUUGAUUUUAUCAAAAACCAGCAAGGUUCUUGGGUCUCGGGGAGAGAGGAGAUUGGAAGUUGCUUUGAAAGUUUUUUUAGAAAUCUGUUUGAAACAUCUAACCCCUCAAUCCCUGAUAACUUGGAUAAUUUGAUAUGUCCAAACUUGUCUGAGGAGGAUAUUCAGAUGCUUACAAAAAUCCCGACUCCAGAGGAGAUCAAAGAUGUUGUUUUCAGCAUGAAUUCUAAUAAGGCGCCAGGCCCCGAUGGAAUGUCAGCCCACUUCUACAAGUUUUACUGGAAUAUAAUAGGAGGUGAAGUUAUUGAAGCUAUUUCUAGCUUUUUUCAAAGGGGGUACAUGU